This is a messenger RNA of Xenopus laevis (African clawed frog), 1204 nucleotides long. RefSeq names its product geranylgeranyl diphosphate synthase 1 S homeolog (gene ggps1.S). Gene Ontology annotation, biological process: isoprenoid metabolic process; isoprenoid biosynthetic process. Lineage: Eukaryota; Metazoa; Chordata; Amphibia; Anura; Pipidae. The transcript is spliced from 4 exons. The record is from RefSeq and is a predicted model, not a curated record. Bases 269 to 1159 code for a protein of 296 amino acids. Gene Ontology annotation, molecular function: geranylgeranyl diphosphate synthase activity; dimethylallyltranstransferase activity; (2E,6E)-farnesyl diphosphate synthase activity.
AUUUAGUUUGGAUUAAUGCGUACUGUAGUUGUGAAUGCGAAUGAGGGGGACGGGCGGGAUCCUACUUGGGUGUGGAGCUUCCUUAGCGGAAAAAAACGUAUGUUUUGCUAACAGGAUCCCUGUGAAGAGGUGUUGUUGCCGAUACUCGCCAGAGAAAUAGAUAAGACCUAGAAAAUCAUAAGUCAAGAUACAGAACAAGGCGAGUGUCUGGGAUUAAGAGUUAUCAUUCAGUGUCUACUACUACUGAGGGGUUACGGGCUGAGGAGAAAUGGCAAAUUCAAAAGAGGCAUCUGAAAGAAUUUUGCUUGAACCAUACAAGUAUUUGCUGCAGCUUCCAGGUAAGCAGAUUAGAACAAAGCUUUCUCAAGCCUUUAACCACUGGUUAAACGUUCCAGAUGAUAAAAUACAGGUUAUCAUUGAAGUGACUGAGAUGCUUCACAAUGCCAGUUUACUUAUUGAUGACAUCGAAGACAACUCAAAACUUCGUCGGGGCUUUCCAGUUGCUCAUAGUAUAUAUGGCAUCCCAUCUGUAAUAAAUUCUUCUAACUAUGUUUAUUUCCUUGGUUUGGAGAAAGUCUUAACGUUGAAUCAUCCAAAUGCUGUACAUAUUUUCACACAGCAGUUACUUGAACUCCACAGGGGCCAGGGACUGGAUAUUUAUUGGAGAGAUACUUACACUUGCCCCAGUGAAGAACAGUACAAGGCUAUGGUACUGCAGAAGACAGGAGGACUGUUUGGAUUAGCUGUAGGACUUAUGCAGUUGUUUUCAACCUAUGAUAAAGACUUAAAGCCGCUUCUUAAUACACUUGGAUUAUUUUUUCAAAUUAGAGAUGAUUAUGCCAAUUUAAACUCUAAGGAGUAUAGUGAAAAUAAAAGUUUUUGUGAAGACCUAACAGAAGGAAAGUUUUCAUUUCCCACCAUACAUGCUAUUUGGUCACGUCCUGAAAGUACUCAAGUGCAAAAUAUACUGCGGCAAAGGACAGAGAAUGUAGAUAUCAAAAAAUAUUGUGUUCAUUAUUUGGAAAAGGUUGGCUCUUUUGAAUACACUAGAAAAAAGCUACAAGAAUUAGAAGCUGAAGCAUAUAAACAUGUAGAAUCACUAGGUGGAAACCCUCAACUGGCAUCAUUAAUUGAGCAACUUAGCAAAAUAUAUCAGUGAUGUUUUUUCCUUUUUUAUUGAUUAAAAUCCAGUUUGUUUAUUAAA